Messenger RNA from Symbiodinium natans, 2022 nucleotides. The record is from the annotation of a GenBank genome assembly. Lineage: Eukaryota; Dinophyceae; Suessiales; Symbiodiniaceae.
AUGUCUUUCUUUGGGCAGAUCACGGAGGCCCUGACCCUUUGCAGCCAGCCGCCGGUGCGGCCCGUCCGCACGGCGGCAGACCCGCCGAUGGAGCCCAAGGAAGCCCUCGGCCUUCUCAAGGACGGCAACCGGCGCUUCGUGGACGGGCGACCGCUGGCCAACCGCACAAACGCCGUGGUGCGCAAAGAGCUGGUGGAGCUUGGCCAGGCUCCCCACACGGCCAUCAUCGGCUGUGCCGACUCGCGUGCACCGCUGGAGACCAUCUUUGACACGAUGCCAGGUGACAUCUUCGUGCUGCGCAACGCCGGCAACACCUGCACUCACGCGGAGGGGAGCAUGAUCGGCAGCCUCGAGUUCUGCACUGGCAAGUUGGGAAGCCGACUGGUGCUGGUCCUUGGCCACACGAAGUGCGGUGCCGUCUAUGGUGCGACGAAGACUUUCCUGGAUGCCCAGGGACUUCCCAACAAGAAGGCUGGCUCCGCGCUCCAGGGGCUUUUGCAGGACCUUGGAGCGGUUGCCCAGCAAGCCCAGCAAGAAAUGGGCCCCGAUGCUGACGCAGAUGCCAUCGCGGCCCAUGCCGUGAGGGUCAACGUGUUCCACACCAUCAACUUUCUGCUCCAGUUCAGUGAGUCGAUUCGUGAGGGCGUGAGCAGCGGCCAGAUCCAGAUCCAUGGUGGCAUCUAUCACCUUGAGACUGGCAGUGUGGAGUUCUUGGGCGAAAGCCCUCAACAGUCCGAGCUGCUCCUGUCCAGCCUGCCCGUCCCGCCUUCUAUGGUGGGCAGCAGCGAGGCUGACCGCGGCACGCAUGGGGUGCGCACCGGGGCCGACGUCGCCAUCAAGUCCGAGCAAGCGCUGAAGCUGCUCAUGGAGGGCAACCAGCGCUUCGCCGCAGGUGCGCCCACGGCGGUGACCACGUCCAAGGACAUGCGCCGGGCCUUGGUGAAGUGCGGCCAGGCCCCCCACAGCGCCAUCGUAGGCUGCGCGGACUCGCGAGUCCCUGUGGACACAGUUUUCGAUUCGAUGCCUGGAGACCUCUUUGUGCUGCGCAAUGCUGGCAACACCUGCACACAUGCCGAGGGUAGCAUCGUCGGCAGCCUGGAGUUCUGCACUGGCAAACUGGGUACUCAACUGGUCUUGGUGCUUGGGCACACACAGUGCGGUGCCGUGGCUGGAGCGACACAAACCUACCUGUCCGGUGCCACGUCCAAAGCACCAGGCAGUGCUCUCGAAGGCCUCUUGCAGGGCCUGGCCGGGGUCGCGCAGAAGGCCAGCGAGGACUUAGGUCCGAAAGCCGAGGAGGCGGCCGUUGUGGCCCAUGCCGUGAAGGUGAACGUCUUCAACUCCGUGAACUUCCUCCUGAAGUUCUCUGAGCCGCUGCGAGAGCUGGUGCGCAAAGGAGACUUGGACAUCCAGGGUGGCAUCUACCACCUCGAGACGGGCAAGGUGGAGUUCCUUGGCCGUUCUCCUCAGCAUGCAGAGCUGCUCUCCUCCAAGCGCUCCGUGCCGCCUUCCAUCACCACCGGUGCUGUCCGCACCUCCAAGAGCGGCCCCGUGCUACCAUCGGAUGCCCUGGCCAUGCUCCGGGACGGCAAUGAGCGCUUCGCUGUGGGCGCCCCCGUCGCUGGCAAGGUGUACCAGAGCAUGCGCGAGGCCCUGGCCACUGUUGGUCAGGCACCCCACACGGCAGUGGUCGGCUGCGCCGACUCGCGCGUGCCCCUUGAGACCGUCUUCGAUGCGCUGCCUGGGGACCUCUUCGUGCUGCGCAACGCUGGAAACACCUGCACCCAUGCGGAGGGGAGCCUGCUCGGCAGCUUGGAGUUCUGCACGGGCGCGCUGAACACCCGCCUGAUCUUCGUUCUGGGACACACGAACUGCGGUGCGAUCAAGGGUGCCACCAGUGCGUUCCUGCAGUCCAAGAAGCAGGGUGGGGCGAAGGACCUGCAGGGUAAGUUGGAGGGCCUUAGAAGAGGUGCGAUUGUAGGAUAUUGUAGGGAUGUUUUGGAUUGUUUUGGUGCGUGGUAA